Messenger RNA from Thermothelomyces thermophilus ATCC 42464, 680 nucleotides. RefSeq lists its product as uncharacterized. The record is from RefSeq and is a predicted model, not a curated record. Gene Ontology annotation, cellular component: cytoplasm; nucleus. NCBI's taxonomy places the organism in Eukaryota, Fungi, Ascomycota, Sordariomycetes, Sordariales, Chaetomiaceae. The transcript has a single exon. The coding region runs from base 125 to 310 and encodes 61 amino acids. Gene Ontology annotation, molecular function: protein serine/threonine kinase activity. Gene Ontology annotation, biological process: peptidyl-serine phosphorylation; signal transduction; endocytosis.
GCUAUAUGUCGUCGAACUUGUUCAUGCGAGAGGCUUUAUACACCGAGAUAUCAAGCCUGACAAUUUCUUACUGGGGAGACCGGGAACGCCGGCUGCCAACAAGAUACACCUUAUCGAUUUUGGCAUGGCCAAACAAUACCGGGAUCCGAAGACUGGGCAACACAUUCCCUACUGCGAGAAGAAGUCGCUCGUGGGUACUGCGAGAUACAUGAGCAUCAACACACACCUUGGGCGGGAGCCAUCGCGGCGAGACGACCUAGAGGGAGGGACCAACGUUGAAAAGGGCCCCGGGGAUUGCGAAUCGGGUUGAGAUCCGGCGAGGCGGCGCGGAGUCGUGGGGUGGCUGUAAUGCGGCGUCGGUCGGCCAGCCCGGUGAGGUUGUAAUCAGUGGGGUAUUGCGGAGAGUCAGAGCUGUUUGAAGCUCCUCACCUUCCCCAGGGUGGUGCCGGCUCCACACUUCUGGUGAUGUGCAGAUGACGAUGCCAAAUGUAUGCUCUCCGGCCCGUGGAUGUCUGCGCCCACGUCGGGCGUCAUGAGAACACGGGCCCCGAAAGCCUCAGAAGCUCAGCGGGUCAAAACACAUGGAACGAACAUGUCGCUACAGGUCUGGACGGGAUGCCUCAAGAAUGGAAUAGCUACUUCUCAUUGACUUGUUUCUAUGACGAACUUGCACCGAGCAG